This is a messenger RNA of Tachysurus vachellii, 7676 nucleotides long. It is a transcript of the gene slc6a17, whose product is annotated as solute carrier family 6 member 17. Gene Ontology annotation, biological process: proline transport; alanine transport; sodium ion transmembrane transport. The transcript has 12 exons. The record is from RefSeq and is a predicted model, not a curated record. The coding region runs from base 381 to 2567 and encodes 728 amino acids. Gene Ontology annotation, cellular component: synaptic vesicle; plasma membrane. NCBI's taxonomy places the organism in Eukaryota, Metazoa, Chordata, Actinopteri, Siluriformes, Bagridae.
AAAAAGAGCUGUCGGCGCUGCGGUUUAUAUAUUUUUCAGAACACAAAUCAGCGAGUUUGUUGGAAGAUACGCCCGCCUCCAGUGACCGUCUGGGUUGGACCGUGUGUGAUGCUGAAGUUACUAUUUUGGGUUGAUAGCGAAGCUGUAUCGGCUUUAGUGGAGCUUUGCGCAGGUCUUGCGCUGCGCACUGGUUUUUGAAACGUCGAGCGUCUCAGUGAGAAAACGUGACAACUCUACAUGCACUCUGCUUUGUAUGCUGGCACUACGUUAUCGCGCGUUUUGCAACUGAAAAGCACACAGAACUCCUAUCUCUUAAAAGUGGUGACUAGCAUACCAGCCAUCUUGUCACACAAAUCUUUCUGACUUUAUCGAGUUCAGCCAUGCCUAAGAGCAGUAAAGUGACACAGCGUGAGCACAGCAUUGAGCAUGUCACAGAGUCUGUGGCUGACCUGCUGGCCCUGGAGGCCCCUUUGGACUAUAAGAGUAGCCAGAUGAGCAUGAAUGUCGCUGGAGGAGGCGCAGCACCAAAGCCUGACAUCUCUCCAGACCUGGAGGAUGGCCGGCCAGCAUGGAACAGCAAGGUGGAGUACAUUCUGGCCCAGGUGGGCUUCUCAGUGGGGCUGGGCAAUGUCUGGCGCUUUCCUUACUUGUGCCAGAAGAACGGAGGAGGUGCCUACCUUGUCCCCUACUUCAUCCUCCUCAUCCUCAUUGGCGUCCCACUUUUCUUUCUGGAAUUGGCAGUGGGUCAGAGGAUCCGCAGAGGAAGCAUUGGAGUUUGGAACUACGUUUACCCGCGACUGGGUGGCAUUGGAGUAUCCAGCCUAAUGGUGUGUGGCUUUGUGGGUCUGUACUACAAUGUGAUCAUUGGCUGGAGCAUAUUCUACUUCUUCCAGUCUUUCCAGUUCCCUCUGCCCUGGGCUGAAUGCCCCAUCCGAAGAAACGGAAGCCAAGCCAUUGUAGAGCCAGAGUGCGAGAAAAGCUCCGCCACCACAUACUUUUGGUAUCGUGAGACACUAAACAUAACCAGCACUAUUGCGGACAGUGGAGGGCUGAACUGGAAGAUGACUCUGUCUCUGUUAUUAGCGUGGGUCAUUGUCUGUUUGGCUGUCAUCAAGGGUAUCCAGUCCUCCGGAAAGGUGAUGUACUUCAGCUCAUUGUUCCCGUAUGUGGUGCUUUUCUGCUUCCUGGUACGUGGAUUGUUUCUUAAAGGGGCUGUAGAUGGCAUUGCUCACAUGUUCACACCAAAGCUGGAGAUCAUGCUGGAGCCACAGGUAUGGCGUGAGGCUGCUACACAGGUCUUCUUUGCUUUGGGUCUGGGUUUUGGUGGAGUCAUUGCUUUCUCCAGCUACAACAAGAGGGACAACAACUGCCAUUUUGAUGCUGUCUUAGUGUCUUUCAUCAACUUCUUCACCUCCAUCCUGGCCACUCUCGUGGUGUUUGCUGUGCUUGGUUUCAAGGCCAACAUCAUGAACGAAAAAUGUGUGGUGGAGAAUGCUGAGAAGAUUCUGGGCUACUUGAACUCCAAUGUGCUGAGUCAUGAUCUGAUCCCUCCUCAUGUUAAUUUCUCCCACCUCACGUCAUCAGACUACGCUGAGAUGUAUGAAGUGAUUAAAAUUGUGAAGGAGGACAGCUUUGCUCAGCUGGGCCUAGAGCAGUGUCUACUGGAGAAUGAACUCAAUAAAGCUGUUCAAGGCACUGGUUUGGCCUUUAUUGCUUUUACGGAGGCCAUGACACACUUCCCAGCAUCUCCAUUUUGGUCAGUAAUGUUCUUUUUCAUGCUAAUCAACCUGGGUCUGGGAAGCAUGAUUGGCACCAUGACUGGCAUCACAACUCCUAUCCUUGAUACCUUCAAAAUACGCAAAGAGAUCCUUACUGUGGUUUGCUGUGUCAUUGCAUUUUUUUGCGGCCUGUUAUUCGUCCAACGUUCUGGGAAUUAUUUUGUCACCAUGUUUGAUGACUACUCUGCUGGUCUUCCUCUCACAAUUGUUGUCAUCUUGGAAAAUAUAUCUGUGGCCUGGAUUUAUGGCACCAAAAGGUUUGUCCAGGAUCUAGAAGAUAUGCUGGGUUUCAAACCAUACAGAUUCUACUUUUAUCUGUGGAAGUAUGUAUCUCCAGCCUGCUUGAUUGUUCUUAUUGCUGCUAGCAUUAUUGAGUUGGCCAUCAAUCCACCUGGAUACAAUGCAUGGGUUCAGGAUCUGGCACUAGAGCGUUUCCAGAGCUACCCUCCGUGGGCUCUGGCUAUGUGUUUUGCUCUCAUUAUCGUUGCCAUGCUUCCUCUGCCACUGGUCUUUAUCGCACGCCACUUUAACUGGAUUCCUGACGGCUCCAACAAACUGUCCGUCUCUUACCGCAAGAGUCUGACAAAGGACACCUCCAACCUGGAGGAUGAGACACGUUUUAUCUUGGGUAAAAACACCAACGACACACCCUCUCCAAUGCCCAGCCACCGGGCGUACCUCGGCCCAGGGAGCACAUCACCUGUCGAGCUCAUCACCAACUCCACAUCCAUCAGCGGUUAUGGCAGCGGCUACCAGACCAACCCAAUGCCACCUAAAUCCGAGUCCUGAGCUCCUUUCUACUCCGAAGGCACCACCUACUACAGACUGAUAAAGAAGAAGGGAAAGGGUGUAAGAAGCCACAGCAUUUAUUAUAAUUUAUUUGAAGCCAUACAGAGAGAAUGAUGUGUGUGAGUGUUUGUGUGUGUGUGUCUGUGUGAGUGGGGGGUGGGUGUGAUCAGUAAGUAAUGAAAGUGCCACAGAAGGACCUUCUCCAUAUCUUGCCCUAAUUACCAGAAUUAGAACCUUCUCUUUCCUACCUACACAUUUGGACCAAAGGCAUUUCUACAGAUUAGGUGGUUGACAGAAAACACCAUCAUCCACAUAACACUAGACGUAUAGAAGAAUGAAUGUAGACUCAUUUUUAAAAAGAUUUAAGCCACACACCAAAUGCUCCAUAACAAGAAUCGUUGGGUCCUGAACUGCUAAUGGUGUGGGAUAAAUCACACAGGCUUUUCAGUAUGUUUCUUUCUGUUGGAACUAUCGUUCAUGUCUGGGUUGAGAUGUGAAAACCACUAAAAGGGAUCCAAUUAUCCCAUUUUGCCCCAGAACAAUAUAGAUAUCACAGUUCUGAAUAUUGGAUAAAACUCAUUAGGAGGGCAAAACUAAUUGCAAAUGGCUUGCUCUGAGAACCCCAAGACUAAUGUGAAGAAACUGUCUGUCUUCAUCAAGCACAUUUAUAGUAUAUAUUUAAAAAGAACUCUGUACCCUGACAAUCACAGCAACACUAGCCAAUUAUAGACAUCUGUGAAAUCAUGGAUGCAGAUAGAGGUAGACUGUGCUUUCCUCAUAGUGUUUGCAUUUGUUAUGUGACAGAAUAUGAACAGAAGUUAUAAAUAAAAAAUAGUUUCUGGCUUUUUCCAUGAUAAAUAUAUAAUUUAUUAAUUUCCAGAUACUGGUUUACCUCAAAAAAAAAAGGUGCAUCCCAAAUCUCAUACACUAUUCUAUGCCAUUUUGUAGUAUAAAUAGUGUGAAUAGUGUUGGGGGAAUGUUGGACACUUUAUGCGCUAAAUGCUCGUAGCUUUGUUUGUGUGGGGGAAGAGACUCUGGAUGAAAAUAAUUAAUUCUGUUGGCUGACACUCAGGCAGACCGGACUUCUUACAGAUGUCUUUUAAAUAAGCCCAUAUUGUGUGAUUUAUUAUUCAACAAUUUAGAAAUUCACUGUAGUCAGCUAAUUCAAUGUUUUCUGCUAGCAGUGUAGCAUUAUACGGACUAGAUAAGAGCUUCUGCUUAAAAAAUGUUAGUGUUCUGUUUGAGAUGACACUACCCUUCAAAAAUUUGUGGAUGAAAUAGAUGGAGGAGUACAGAGUGCAUAGUGUAAGUGUAUAGUCUAUAAGUACAUUGUUUGGGAUGCAGCUAAUGUCUAAAUGGUCUAUUUAUGCAGUGUUUUGUGAGGAACAGUUUUGUUUAGAAAUGACUUUUGACAGAGGAAGGCACAUAAAACCUGGUGAAGUAGUACAACAGAGAGAAAUGUACUGUACACAUAAUGUUGAUGUUAUCCAAGUAUUUACUUCAACUCUUGUCCUGUGUAAGUGUUUAUGCCCAUAGAGCACUAGGCGCAACCAAAUGUACCAUAAUCUCAUACAGUACUGAACAAAUGUUUCCACUCGGGGGCACUAUAUUCACCAAAACCCCCAUAACGCAUCUAAUUUUAAUGCAGUAUCUCUCAAACACACACACACACACACACACACACACACACACACACACACAGUCAUACACACGUAAAGCAGCAUGCAUUUGUGGCUUUUAUUUUGCCACACUUACUACAGAUUUAGAUAAAUCUAGUUUUAGUAAUCAGAUGACUGCCAGAUGUGCAAUGAGUGAUCAGCACAAAAAAUAAGCACAUUUAACGUAUUGGGUUGCAAUAAUGUUAAUGUUAAAAUGUUAACAUCAUCAAGCACAGCAGUUCAAUGUACAUACAAGAUCUAUAACAUACACAAUCUUAUAUUAGUAUCAAAAUAGCAUAUGAUGGAAAAAAACGACCUUUAAUAGAAAAUAAUAACACUAAUAAUGGUCUUCAGUACAUUUUGAUACGGUUAUGUACUUGGACUGUGCAUGUCCAGGCUCUGUUUCCCAUAAGCACUGCAGCACAAGGGUGAAUGUUAAAUGGUAGAGUGAGCAUCACUUAUAUUCUAUAUUCUUUUUCUUUCUCUCUCUUUCUCUCCUUCUACCAGUUAACAUGAUUUUGACUUAACUUUGGGAAAUUGUACAUCAGUCAGUCUAAUUAGCUUAGAUAUUCAGACUGAAUUAUUUAAGAUCCAUAAGAAUAGUUUCUGCUUCUGCAAAUGGUUAAAUGGUUUAUUUUUAAGCCAAAAUAUGUUAAAUAUUCCAAAAUUAUGUUGUAGUAUAGCAGUCAUUGUUCACAACUUGCACUGUAUUUUACUGCCUAAGCAGCCUGCAUAGGUCUACAUAUGAUCACCUUACAAAUAGACAAAGGGUGUUGAAUUGGCUUAAAAUACAUGCUAGAUUUUGAAAAUCGUUUUUAUGUGGUUUAAUGUAUUUAUGAAAAGAAUAUAUGACAGAUAGGAUGUAUAUGGAAGACAUAAGCUUCUUUGGAAUGGUCAUAGUCUGCUGGUCUUUACUCUUUCACCCAAAGCACAUCUUCACUUGGCACCAGUUCUGCAUCUUGGCAAAUAAUGCAGCAGAGCAUUUGAUUAUUUGGCAGCUCUGUUUGGUUUGCGUCUCCUAUAACUGCCAUGAUGCCUCAUGGUGUAAAAAUAGACCUAAGCAGCAUGCUUCACAGUGGUGUUUCCCCAGGGAGCCCAUGUCCCAGACAGCAUGCUAACGAAUUCUCGUCGGGUGAGGUGGAGGGUGGAAAGCCCACAAUUCUCAGUAUGAACAUGCUGUUCCUACACAAGUCUCAUGGAUCCCCUGGCAACAAACCCUGACAAUCAACAGGGAACAAACAAGCAGAGGGCUUCCAUGGUCCCCAGGUUCCUGAGUGAGAGGAAGAAUUAAUAAAAUGUAAUUCACUAGAUUCCUUUACUUAGCCCACUCCUGAAAUUAUCAAAGUUUUAGUAUGAUUCAAUUAUGCUUCAUAAUUCUGGGCAUGCAUUCAGUACUGGAUAAACUGACUGGACAUGAGGUCCUUGGAUAAAUACUGAUAAUACUCCACUGAAGGAUUUGUUCAGUUAUGUCCAGCGACAUUGUUGUUCACGUUCCAUGUGUAAUAGCACAUUGUUACCACAACGUGUCCUCAUUUACUGAUGAAAGGUUUGAAGGCAUAUCUCUGUGCCUCUGUCUCCUUUUUCACCUCCACAGUAUCUCAGAAAUGUCAUCCCCAUUUCUCCUGAACCUGCUAAGCACAGCUGUUAGACAGUGCCUAUGAUCAUUCCUGUAACACUUUCCUGAUCUUUAGUUUAUUUUUGCACAUUUUACUGACUUCUCUGAGACCAGUGCACUUUAGUUCUCCUAUAGCUGAGACCCCAAACUUGCAUUUUCUAGGAACAACCUGACAAGGCUUAAAAACACACAGUAGCUCAGCUGAUUAAUAAGCAUGGACCAAGAAUUAUAGCUCCCUCUUUAUAUUUCCAUCAAAUUUGUCAUCAAAUAUUUGCAAGUCUGUGACAAAUGAGAUCUGCACAAACAGCUACGACAAAGACUGCAAAUAACACACACACUCUUGCAUGCACGCGCACACACGCACAAACACACAAACAAAAAGGCUAUAAAGAAGAGCCACAUUCUCAAAUGUACCAAGCACAUUACUUGUAAGAUAUAAGAUUUAUAUAAAUAGCUCUAUUACAUGUUUUAAUAGUGGCACAUUAUAUAAUCUACAAUUCAUCACUCAUUCAGGGUUACAAUUUUUAGGACAAUCUAGAAUUGCACAAAAACACCUGUAUAUAUAUUCAAAGUGAACCUAUCAAAGUGAUUACAACAGUUCCAUUUCAUCCCACCAGUAGGACAGCCGACUCCUAUUGUAGCUAAUUUAUUUUCUUAUAAGGCAUUUUUCUUUCAGUGGUGCUGGAGGCCAUGGUAUUUGUGAGCAAGCUAUUAUUAUGUAUAUGUAUGUAAAUUGUGAUUCUCAAUAUAAUAACUGUAAAUAUCAGUGUACAUUUUGUUAAACGACUGUGAGGAGUAUAUACUGUAUGACUAUACAAACAAGUUGUAUUCAUGUAUUAUUGAGUAUCUAUGAUGUACAUUGUAAACUUAGAAUAUCUAUUUUGUACAUGUCUUUACAUGUGUAUGUAUUGUGUAAUGAUUGUGUCUGAUGUGUCAAUAUGUUUGUUGGAAAAGGCAGAGUGUGUUGUUUUUCUUUUUGAUGAUGUGAGUACAUUCACUUGUUCUUCCCUCUGAAUCAGGAACAGGGUCCUGCUCACAAUCAUGUUUUCAUGUUUGUUUAGUUAUUGAUGUUAACAUAUGGUUUAAUAUUGUUCGGAUAUUCUGCACUCGAUUCGGUGUGCUCUAUUCAAUAUUAUCAUUUGCUGCUGCCAUUUUGUGAAAACGACAGAACCUCUUGCACUUCUUAGUUUACUCUGACAACAUUCUGUGUUGUUUAUUUUAUUAAUUAGAAUUUAGAAAAAGAAAAUUCAGGCAUCUAGCUAAAGCAACACAAUUUGUGUGUUGAAAUAUAACAGAGGAGAACAAAAUAUAUAUAUACGUAUAUAUAUAUAUAUACGUAUAUGUAUAUAUAUAUGAACACACUCUGGAAGUGUGUUUUAUCAAUAGGAAUAUUUAUUGUGAAUGUAAACGUAUUCUGACCAUGUUAAGAAACGCAAUAUUAUUUUUAAAAUUAUUUACAGAAAAACACAAUCAUGCCUUUUCAUUAAUUGUUUUUGUUUUUAUCUUGAAAAUGGUGUAAAGUCUAUAUGUUUGUGCUGUACUAGUUUUAGGUGCAAAAAAGCAAUAUUUCUGCAGGUACUUCAGCAAAUGUGGACCAUAGAUAGACAGAAGAUGGGACAGUUUGAGGUAAUAUCACAGUCAUGGGGGUUGUUGUGACCAGCACUGCCUGUGUUGUUGAUGUGUAGCUCUUUCACUCGAUAUGGCACCACCACACACCCUGUUUAUUAGGGUGAAAAGAACAUUAAUAUGCUAGUACUUAUCUGUACCAAGGACUCUCAUGAUGUCAGUGUCAUUGAUAUUGUACAGUAUUUCUGAUACACUUGGGAAGAAAAUGAG